UUCUACAGCUCAUCACCAACAGCAAGCAACGACGAUUUCACCUUUCCUUCCCACGCUUCCCCCCCCCCCCCCCCCCUCUCUCUCUCUCUCUCUCUCUGUCUUUCUCUCUUCCGAGAGAAAAGAGAAAGUUUCGGAUGAAAAGAAAUAAUUACAGUCUCGCGACUUACUUGGGAGCCGAUUGGGCCGAAAGAUUCUUCGCAAAACGGAGCAGAAAAAAUGAAUAAAGCAAAGCCCUAGCGCGAUUUGUUGAUCUCUCUGCCCGCGGUAGAAUGGCGAUUGCCCAUGUUUCCGUUGGAAGGAUUGGGAAUUUGGGUUUGAUUUGGUGAUCCGUGGGUGUUUUGGAAGGAAAUUAGGGUUGUUGGAACGAUGAAGCCGAUGCAGACAUUGCAAGAUCUGAUCGAGGAAGCCAAGCUUCGGACUGUGUAUUGGGCGCUCUGUGUCUUUGCCGUCGCUUACUUCUUGACGAACACGAGCAAGUCAAUGUGGAUGAAUAUUCCCAUAUCAGUAUUAUUUGUUUCGGCAUUGAGGAUUAUAUUUAAUGAGGUGGAGUUUAAAUGGAAGGUGCGGAAAAUUUGCCAGCAGACAUACUUAAUGCAUUUAGAGAAUAAGCAGUUAUCAGUGAAUGAUUCUUGCCUUUUGACGAUGCCGCCACCCCCUAAAUGGAAGAGAAAAAUUGAUUCUCCCAUUGUAGAGGCUGCAAUGGAGGAGUUUAUUGACAAAGUUUUGCGGGAUUUUGUUACUGAUCUGUGGUAUUCAGAUAUUACACCAGACAAGGAGGGACCUGAGCUUAUGCAUGGAAUAAUCAUGGAUGUUCUUGGAGAAGUAUCUCAAAGGGUCAAAGAGAUAAACCUAGUUGACUUGCUGACAAGGGAUAUAGUUGACUUAGUAGGAGAUCACCUAGAACUUUUCAGAAGAAACCAAGCUGUAAUUGGUGUUGAUGUCAUGGGAACAUUGUCAUCCGAAGAAAGGGAUGACCACUUGAAACACCAUCUUAUUGCUUCAAAGGAGCUCCAUCCCGCAUUGAUAUCUUCUGAGUGUGAGUACAAGGUUCUUCAACGGCUUAUAGGUGGGUUGUUAGCUGUAGUGCUAAGACCUCAAGAAGCUCAAUGUCCUGUGGUUUGUUGCAUUGCCCGAGAGCUUGUAACUUCUUUGGUAGUGCAACCUCUUAUGAAUUUUGCAAGCCCUGGAUAUGUGAAUGAGUUGAUCGAGUACAUUUUCCUUGCUAUUCAAGACAACAGUAGUAAAGACACAGUUGAUGACCAAUCUACAAUAGUGGGCCAUACAAAUUCUCAUGCUGUUGCUGCAGAUAUCAUACAAGGAGGGAGUGAUCCUAUGGUGCUAAGAUCUGUCAAUCAGAAAGAGAUUUCCCUGGAUGCAUCAGAAAAUUUGAUUUCUCAAUUAUCUAGUGAAGACCCCAUGCAUCCACAUGCUGCUGACUGGGCACGCAUACUGGAUGCAGCAACACAGAGGAGAACAGAGGUUUUGAUGCCUGAAAAUCUUGAAAAUAUGUGGACCAGGGGAAGAAAUUACAAAAAGAAAAUUCGUAAGACCCCUAAUGGAGAAUUUCACACUCCAAUUUCAAAUGGUUCAUUGACAUCCAAUGCUCAACCUACAAAAAUUUUAGGGAAGGAAAUGCUUGCCCAAAGGUCUGUAAUUUCUUCUGCCACAGACGAGAAAGCUCGCUUACAUUUGCUACAAGAAUUUCAUACGGUGGCUCAAGUAAGUGGCGGAAAGAACAAUGUAAUGCACUUAUCUGAUGACCUAAAUAAGGACCAUUCUGUUGGGGGAGCACCUCUUGAUGAAUUGGAGGAUACUGCUUCUCAUUUUUCCAUUGAGAAUAAAAGAAGGCUUAAGAGAUCAAAUAGCACUUCUGCCCUAAACAUUCAACUUAUUAUGGAAAAAUCAUAUACAAAUGAAGGUGGAAGACCCAUUAUUUCGGACUUCUAUUACCCAGAUUUUAGCAGUCUAAAUAAUGAGAAUGCUGUUAAGGGUGCUUCAGAUGUGAUGUUUGGUGGUGAAGGAAUCCACAGGCCCAAGCUCAGGAGCCGGGUUAUAGGAGCAUACUUUGAGAAACUUGGCUCAAAAUCAUUUGCUGUUUACUCAAUUGCAGUGACAGAUGCUGAUAAAAGAACUUGGUUUGUGAAAAGAAGCAGAUACAGAAAUUUUGAGAGGUUACAUCGUCACCUAAAGGACAUUCCUAACUAUACAUUACAUUUGCCUCCCAAAAGGAUUUUUUCCUCAAGCACAGAGGAUGCAUUUGUUCAUCAACGUUGCAUUCAGCUCGACAAAUAUCUGCAAGAUCUCUUGUCAAUACCUAAUGUUGCUGAACAGCAUGAAGUGUGGGACUUCUUGAGUGUUUCCUCAAAGAAUUACUCUUUUGGAAAAUCUUCCUCUGUGAUGAGCACCCUGGUAGUUAAUGUGGAUGAUGCUUUCGAUGAUAUUGUACGGCAGUUUAAAGGGGUUUCGGAUGGAUUAAUGAGAAAAGUUAUUGGUUCCUCUUCCCUUCCUCAUGAAGCCUCUCCUGUGAUUCCAGUCAGGAACUUAUCCUUGAAUUCUUGUCGGACUAGUAAGCAUCUUUCAUGGCAAAGUUCCACAGCAUCAGCGAAAAGUAUUUCUGAUGAGGAAGAUCAUAAAGAUGACAUUCAAGGCCAUGAGGAAGUAGAACCUACUGUGCAUGCUAACGGUUGGCAUUCAGACAAUGAAUUGAAUUCAAAGGGUUUUCCUCCUAGGGUGGUCAAACGAGGUCAUAAGUCAAGAAACUUGGAAUCUGAUAAAAAACAUGGUAUGGAGGCAGAAUCUCUUUCAGGUGGCCUAGGUAGAUAUCCUGCAGCAGGUUUCCCAGUAACUUCUGAUAACCUGGAGGAUCCCGUUCAAGUUCCACCAGAGUUCUUGCUAUUCUUAUGGGAACCACUCUUGGGCAUUGUUGGUGACCCAGAACAGCCUCCAAGACUUAAGUGGAUCCCUCCUAAUUUAACAUUGCCUGUGUUGAAUUUAGUUGAUAAGAUGUUUCAGCUAAAGAGAAGAGGCUGGCUAAGAAGACAAGUCUUCUGGAUAUCAAAGCAAAUAUUGCAGUUGAUGAUGGAAGAUGCUAUUGAUGACUGGCUCCUGAGGCAAAUUCAGUGGCUAAGGAGAGAUGAUGUUAUUGCUCAAGGAAUACGGUGGGUCCAAGAUGUUCUAUGGCCUGAUGGUACAUUCUACCGGAGAUUAAACACUCCAACUCAAAUGGAUGAUUGUCAAUGUAAUCAGAGAUCUUUUCAAAGUACAAGCAGUUGCAGUGCAGUUUCUAAUCCCGGUUCUUUUGAGCUACAACUUGAAGCUGCUCGUAGAGCUAGUGAUGUCAAGAAAAUGAUCUUCAAUGGAGCUCCAGCUGCUCUGGUCAGCUUGAUUGGGCAUAAACAGUACAAGCGAUGUGCAAAAGAUAUAUACUAUUUUCUUCAGUCUUCAAUCUGUUUGAAACAACUUGCAUAUGGAAUAUUGGAACUGAUACUUGUAUCAAUUUUCCCGGAGCUGAGGGAUCUUAUGCUGGAUAUUCACGAGAAGAUGCGGUCGCAACCUGAAUAGAAUAGCAAGAAUUUGAUUCCUCAGAAGGGUUGGUAUAGUAUUGCUUCUGAUUCAGGUAAUCAAUCAAUGGGAAUGGGAUUUUGUAGAUGUAGCGCAGAGCCGCUUCUUAGAAAAGUCCUGUUUAGUAGUGGUAUCACCGUGUUCUUAACUUGAUCAGCACCAACUCCAAGUCAUUUAGCAUUUUUUUUUUUUUGGCAUUGUUGCUGACUGAAAUGUGUCUAUUAUUCAUUCAUUAUGUAAGUAAAAAUCUUACUAUAAUUCUUUUAUGCGUGCGUUGAUUGGUUUUAUAUUUCUUUUCAC
Molecule: messenger RNA, 3861 nt
Organism: Diospyros lotus (date-plum)
Lineage: Eukaryota; Viridiplantae; Streptophyta; Magnoliopsida; Ericales; Ebenaceae
Exons: 16
Coding region: 367-3561 (1064 amino acids)
Molecular function (GO): phosphatidylinositol binding
Source: RefSeq, a predicted model, not a curated record